CCGCCGAUCACCUGAGCGAGUAGCAACUGUCAAAUUUUAUCAGGCUCACAAGUCUUUCCGGAAUCAGCUGAUCCCUCAAAGCUCGUAAUAUCCUGAAAAUCAGUGUUAAAUCAGUGAUCCUUGAAUAUUCUCUCCAGGAUGACACCCCCCAGGUGUCCUCCAUCCUUUCAAUUCUCCAUAUAACCUAAAACCCUGGUAACAGCCGAAAACAAUGAACCACUGAGGUAGGCUGUCGAUACCUCUGCGUCAAGAUGAAGGUUUUCAAGCUGAUCGUUCAUCAGAAGAACUUCAGCGAUGCAGACUUGAUAAUAAACCCAAAGGACUGCCCCUGGAUAAAACCCGGGGAUGUUGUGGAGAUUUAUCACCCAGAGGACGAGUUUAGUCGCCUCUUGCUGCAGGUGACAGUUAUCAAAGAGGAUCUUCAGGGAAGAGAGACAAUAAGUGUUGAGAACAACAUUGCCACGAUGUUCCAACUGAGGACUUUUGCUGACGUCUACAUGAACAUCGUGAACCCUGAGGAUGUCGCCCUGGAUUCCAUAGAAUUAACCUUCAAGGAUCAGUACAUGGGAAGGAGUGAAAUGUGGAGGUUGAAGAAUUCUCUGGUGAACACCUGCGUUUAUAUGAAUAAAAAAAUUGAAUUCUGUCAAUCGAGCAUCAGAUGUCAGGUGUACGAGAUGUGGUCGCAGGGGGACAGAGUGGCCUGUGGAGUUAUCAAUGAUGAUACGAAGGUCGUUUUCAGGUCAUCUACCAGCAUGGUUUACCUGUUUAUUCAGAUGAGCUGUGAGAUGUGGGACUUUGAUAUCCACGGGGAUCUCUACUUCGAAAAAGCUGUCAAUGGAUUUUUGGCUGAUCUUUUUCAAAAGUGGAGGAAAAAUGGCAGCAAUCCUGAGGUUACUAUUGUCCUCUUCUCGAGGACUUUCUACAACGCUAAUACUCUCGAGGAGUUUCCCAAUGAUAUGAGAAAAUGCCUCCAGCAGGAUUACAGGGGACGAUUUUACGAGGAUUUUUACAGAGUUGCUGUGCAGAAUGAGAGGUACGAGGACUGGAGUAAUGUACUCGUGCAGUUACGUAAAUUAUUUACAGAUUAUCAAAAAAUUGUUCUGGAGUAUCACCAGAAGGAGGGAAUCUCGGUGCCAGAGGCCACCAACUCAACAGCUGCGCAGGGCAAUUUUUUGGAGGUGCUCAAUAUGUCGCUUAAUGUUUUUGAGAAGCAUUAUCUGGACAGGAGUUUUGACAGAACUGGACAGCUAUCAGUGGUGAUAACACCUGGGGUGGGUGUCUUCGAAGUGGAUAGAGAACUUACGAAUGUCACCAAACAGAGGAUCAUAGACAACGGAGUUGGAAGUGAUCUAGUCUGUGUGGGGGAACAGCCUCUCCACGCUGUUCCUCUCCUGAAAUUCCACAAUAAAGACACGUCUGUCAAGGUUCCUGACGAUUACAGCAUGCCUCAUUGGAUAAAUCUUAGUUUUUACUCUACCAAUAAGAAAAUUCCGUACUCCACGUUCAUACCGAGAAUCAAACUCCCACAGAAGGUGUACAAACAGCCUGUGGAGAAUGGCAAACUCAUCUGCAAGGGAAAACUUAUUCAGGAAGACCCCAGGGAUUGUCUUCAUAAUACUCUGUUUGAUUAUGACGCCUACGAUGCACAGGUCUUUCAGCUCCCCACAAUUCACACCUCCAAGGUCUCCACGAGGAUGAAGAAGACGAGUGUCACUUGUAUCGAAACCCACAACAAUGGACACCUGUUGAAGCUUCUUAAGAGGAAAAUGUCAGAUCCUGAUAUCCAUCAUCUCACCAGUGAGGUUCACUCCCCGGCGGCCAGUAGAAGUGCUGCCAUAUCCAUACCCUACAGGAGUGACGAACCCAGGGAGACCAAUGGCGAGGUCAAGACUUCUUUGAAGAAUGAAUUCCCUGAAUCGGAGAUAUCACCACCCUUCAGGCCCAUCGUGGGCAGCGCUGGUAGUCCCAAUAAUUCCGUUAUUCCACCUGCUAGUCUACACAGGCCUGGAAGGGCUCUCAUCAAUCCUUUUGAUCCUUCUCAUGUUACUAUCAAAUUAACGAGCAAUCGCAGAAGGUGGACACACAUUUUUCCGAAAGGACCAACAGGUGUUCUAAUUCAACAGCACCACUACCAAGCAAUUCCUGCUCAAUCACGACCAGACAAGCAGACAGACUCGAGUUCAGCUGUCUCAGGAUCCCCAGUUGAGUACCUGACCUCGUCAUCACUGGCCAUCCACGGGAGUAUUUCCAGAUCAGCCUCUCAGAUCGGCUUCCAAGACCAUGCUAAAGGUAAAAAUCAACGGUGUCAAGGCCCCGGGACUGUCGAGAAAAAUGGCCACUCCGGUUUGCCAGCUGUUAAUAAGAGUUUGACCCUAUUGUGGGGUGCCACUGGUGAACAAGAGUGGACUCCAGCCCUCACCACAGCGAUCAUAGGGGUCGACUGGAAGUCGUUGACCAUUCCAGCGUGUUUACCCAUCACCACUGAUUAUUUUCCGGACAAGAGGAGUCUGCAAAAUGAUUACGUCGUUUCUGAUUAUAAUUUGCUGCCUGAUGACGUGAACGCGGAUUUCGCACAGCAAAGAGCGAUUUAUAAAAAGCCUCUGACCACUGCUGAAGUUUUUCGGGAGUUAGUCUCUCAGAGAUUGGCUCAGGGAUUUCAACUGAUAAUAUUACCAACAAACGACAAAAAUAAGUCAACGACUCCAGGUAAUCACGUGUCAAAUCACGUGAGUUCUGUGAUCCGAGGAAGGCAGACAGAAUCAGAGCCGAAAGAGGAGUACCUGCUUAGUAUAGGGAGAAUAUUUCACAAAAUAUCUCUGUAUGGCAACUGCAUCACUGUCACACGAUAUCGACCAAGGCAUCCAUAUCCACCUUUCAACAUUCAUUAUCGAUAUCGAUUUCACGCCCCACACCACGAGACGUACGAAGUGUCUUGGGUAUCCUUCACAACAGAAAAACUUGAGAAUUACAAUUGGAAUUAUCUUGACCACUACAUUUGCACUCGAGGCGAUACUGAUUUUGCCCUUGUCGAGGCCCUGAAAUACUGGAGAUUCAGGAUGUUCAUGUUGCCACUGCACAAUACAGCAACCAAAAAGAUUCUGGAGGGUUCAUCGAGAUGUGACAUAUACACGCCUUUGAGUUCCAUGGAGCAGUGCCAAUUGACCGAUGGCUUCCUGCGAUUUAUCGAGGGCUGGCUGAACAAAAUUCGUCGACCGAAUCCCAGCAAAAAUUGGAGCCCCACUGCUCUAGUCGGAUUACCUCCGAGAGAUCCUGCCUCACACCUGACCAGGCGAAGGCACAGCACGAGCCUGAUAUUCCUCACUAACCAGACAAGUCUAGUGGGAAGUUCACCGUUUAGGGAGCGCCUAGGAAGCAACCGGCUUCCAGAAAAGCCGAGACCAAGAUCAGGAUCAAAGGUGAUGGACCGAGGGAGAGUCUCUCCAGCAAGUGAAGCUGUAUUGCCCCUGGCCCUAGAGCAGCCCCAGCAGGAUCACCUCGAGAGCAACGAGGAGAACGCAAACACUGAGUGUCCGAAACUGAAGAGCACAGCCUCGACAUCAGAAAUCCUGGAAUCAAUGAAGUCCCCACAGGCAGGAGUAGGUUUUCUCACCCAACACCCGUCCCUCCCGAGUCAGACAUUCGUUUCAGCAGAUGCAGUUCAGUGGCUGAACAAUCACCUCGAGGGUGGUGUCCCAGUAAAGAAGGCCUUGAAAAUAAUGCAGAGCAUGAUAUCAGAGAAACUCAUCUGUCACGCCUCUGGUGACUUCUCUAAGCCCUUCAUCCUGGGUUUCUACCUCUAUCACAUAGUCCAGGACAAAGAGGGCCAGAAGGCACUGGACUACUCUCCCCCUCUAGGUGAUCUUCAGAGUUUCGAGAACGAGUGGGUGGAGAUCGAGAUGAAUCCCCCCACAGGGUGGUGCAGUCCUUCGAAUCCAGGGAUUACUCUGUCCACAGUUUCAUCACCAAUUCCUAUUGCCUGUAACACCAUCGACGAGAGCAAUAUACCGACAUUUCUGAGGGACGAACUGGACCCAGAACUUGAUGACAAGGACUGGAGAGGACCACCUUACAAGCACACACAUUUGGACAUCGAUCUAAACAGCAAGAGCGACAGAAUCGAGUGGGGACACCUGCGAUACCAAUCGAUAUUCAAACCUGAUCAUGCUUACGAGCUCGUAGUCCAGUGGGUGGCGUCCUCAGGAAGUAUCGUUGGUGAUCUAGUGUUCCUCUGGCAGAGAAAAGCCCAAAUGUGUGGAAUCCAAUUGGUCCCAAUCCCCAGUGAUCUGCUGGCACUGCCCUUCACCCACAAGAGCGAUCCCCUAAGGGGUCCCAUUUUUAUUCCCCUGAACACAGACUGCCUCAUGUGCAACAGGAGAUACCUCUUCGAGGAAUUCAGGGAAGACACUUAUGCCCAGAGGCUAUUCCUUUUUCAGGAGGCAAUCCUCCAAAGAUUUGGAUUUGUUCCCUGUCAAGUGGAGAGUAAUGAAAAUGAUCAUCAGUACGUCCAUCUCACAGGAAAUUCCUUCAUUCUGGUGCCAUCCACCAUGUGUCCAAGGCCCAGGCAGAGGACUGGCACCAACAUUGUUAGGAGAAAUAAUCAGAAAAGGUAUCCAGUUCAUCCAGAUCAGCCUAGUCCUCAUGAGGCUUAUAUCACCAGACACGUCAGUGGAAAAAGCACUGACUUCAGCCUGGACAGACCCAUUGGAUUUCUCUGGUCCUGGAAUCACAUGAUCAGCAGGAAGUGGAAGUCUCUGUCCACUUCGACUGGUGAUGAACUAUUUCACAAGAAGAUUAUUCAGGACUUCAAGCACUUCUGUGCGAAUCGUGACAAUCGGUUGAGCCUCUUCUGGGAGUCCUGCUGGGAGAUGAAGGAGAAAACUUGCACGAAAACUGAUGAUAAUUACGUCAAGUGAGAGUUCAGGAUAUGAGCUGGUCUUCAGUGUAAAUAGUAUUUUCUUUAUUUUUGUUGAUUCGCUUUCUGUGGAAGGUGGAAAAUUCAUAAUUAAUACAUUCUAUGAGAGGCCUAGAACAUCAGAAUUGCAAUACACUAUGCAAAGAUGAUGGGAAUGCUCGUUAAAAGAUAUUCAACAUGUUGCAGGAUAGAGUAAGCUGGUCUGAAUUGUAAAUAAUGUAUUUUUAUUUCCACAACUCCAUGAUUUGUGUAAAAAUUAGAGUUUUAUUAUGGAACCACUUGAAUCAUCAAUACAUUUUACAAACGAUUUAAA
This is a messenger RNA of Fopius arisanus, 5225 nucleotides long. RefSeq names its product GATOR complex protein Iml1 (gene Iml1). The coding region runs from base 252 to 4913 and encodes 1553 amino acids. Gene Ontology annotation, molecular function: GTPase activator activity. Gene Ontology annotation, cellular component: lysosomal membrane; GATOR1 complex. The transcript has 13 exons. Lineage: Eukaryota; Metazoa; Arthropoda; Insecta; Hymenoptera; Braconidae. Gene Ontology annotation, biological process: positive regulation of autophagy; cellular response to amino acid starvation; negative regulation of TORC1 signaling. The record is from RefSeq and is a predicted model, not a curated record.